CUUUGCAGUUUUAACAUGUCGUCCGCCAUGUUUUGAGGCAUCUCCCAAACGGUCCCUCAAAUCCACUCCAUCCAGCGUGAAUGAAGUGGUUUGGGCAAGGAGACCAGCAGCGAUGCUCGCCAACGGCCAAGACAUGAACGCCGUUGCCAGUGUUCGGCACGGGGCAACUCGAUCGCAAGACGAUGCGAUGGUUGGAUACUUCUUUCAACGUCCACAGAGUGAUCCGGAUUUCCAAAACUACAACAAACAGUCCCGCUGGGCGUUGGGCGACGACAGUGUACUCGAAGCCAGGGGCACAGAAGCACCAGAGCUGGAGACAGAGUUCCAGGCUCUUGCCCUAGAGACUAGUCAUCAACUAGAGAUCCCGGCGUCGACCAAGAAGCUGUGGGCCCUGGAGGAAACGGGCCCCAAGCCCGAGGACAGCAAGGGCAUCUUCCUCGGGGACCAGUGGAGGGAUCCAACGUGGAGCACAGGGGGUCACCCCAGCACGUCUGGGGUGUCGUCGUCGGGGUUUCCAGAGCAUGCGGUGUCGCAGCCCAUCAUGGUGCAGCGGCGCAGCGGGUCGUACCCGGGCAGCGACGGAGCCUCGAUGCUGUCACCCCGCUCCUCGGAGACCUCUGGCCUCGGCGUCAAGAUGGUGGAGUACGUGCUGGGCAGCUCGCCCACCAUCAAGGACCUGGACGUGCGCAUGGGCCGCAUGCACGUCGGACCCCCCAAUGUCGGUGACCCGGACAAGGUGAAAAAGGGCAAGGAGGGCAAGCUGAAGGACGUGGAUGGCCGAAACGCCGUGAUGCAGGCAAACGGCAUCAUGCACAAUGGCAUCGACGAGGACAAGGUCUACAAUUCGGUGGGGUACCGGGGGGGCAGCCGGCAGGCGUCCCCAAGCGAGGAGCUGGGUCCCAAGGCGGGGGACAAGCUGUCCAAGGCGCCCCUGGAGUCUCUGGUGAUGUCCCCCAUGGCCCCGACCACCCUGGAGGCCCACUUCGACCACCACACCAUGGGCAUAGACCCCCUGUCCUCUUUCGACUACCAACCCCACGGCCUGCUGCCCUCCAUGGAGUCGCCCGGCAUGCUGGACUACUCCCAGCUCUACCAGCAGCACCAGCAACAACAACAGCACCACCAACAGCAGCAUCAGCAGCAGCAACAACACCAGCAGCAGCAGCAGCAGCAGAGGGGCCAGCACGGGGGUGCCAGCAUGGCCCUGGUGCCCGGAGGGCAGUACCCCCUGGGUCCGAGCCAGGGGCCCCCCCAGGGCGGGGCGGGAGGCCUGGGGGUGCCCGGAGCGCCCACGCAGUCCCCCUUCGGGCCCCCCUCAAACCCCUACCUGAUGAACCAGGACCCGUACGGACCCCCUCCACCGCCGCUGGGCAUCGUCACAGGUCCGGCCAUGAUGCCCCAGUACUACGGAAUGCCCCCUUGGGGCAUGUUUCCAACGCCCGCCGCCGCGGCGGGCCUCCUCCAGGGCCAGGGGGGCCAGGGGGGCCCGGCCCCGCAGCAACAGAUGCAGCAGCAGGUGCAGCAGCAGAUGCAGCAACUGCAGCAGCAGCAACAGCAGAUGCUCAGGGGCAGCGGGGCAAGGCCCAUGACCCCGCAGGGCGGGGAACCCCUGUCGCAGGCGCCCCCUGGAGGAGGCCAGUACCAGGUGUUGGCGCCGCCAUACUACGACCAGAACAGUCAGCUGAUGAUGAGCAACACUCGUGCCGUGCGCCUCAUGCCACCGGUGCUCGUGAAUCCCGGGGCGCCAGGGACCAACCCGUCGAGCCAACCAGGGUCCCUGAACGGCGGCAGCCUGCGGCUCCUGGGCUCCCAGGGGGGUGGGGGUGGCACGGGGAGUGGGGGUCCCCAGGGGGGCCCCCAGGGGUCCGGGCUGUUCUCGGCGGCCGGGGGCUCGAGCCACCCCUUCGGCCCCUCGGGCGGCUAUAACCCCGGCGGUGGGGGCCCAGGGGCCUCGGCCUUCUCCGGGGCGGGGGGCUUUGCCUCGGGCCUCGGCUACGGGGGACCCUCCUCCCUGGGGCCCAUUGGGACGUCUCCCGCGGGACCAGUCGGCAUCGGGCUCGGGGGCAGCACGGAGUCCCCCCGGAGGGACUCCCUGGAGCGGAGGGACGGCCCCAUGCUGACCGGGGGCGCCGGCCGCGGCCCCUUUGCGACGGCGGCGGCCCUGGAGUCCUCCUACUCGUCGGCAGGGGCCCAGGGCAAGGGCAGCCAGUUCUACGGGCCCCUGGGCACGGUGGCGGCCUCCCCGGGCCCCGUGGGCAUGCUGCCCCAGAGCCUGACCCCGCCCCCGCCCUCCCUGAACGGCUCCUCCUCCAACCUCAGCCUGGGUUCGUUCGGGGGCCGAAUGAUGUCUGCUGCUCCCGGGGCCGAGGCUAAGUAUCUGGUGCGCAACGGACCCCUCGGCAGCAUGCUGGGAUCUUCGAGCGCCCUCGUGCCCGGGCGCACGCUGCAAAGGAACUCGAGCCUGGAGAAGCCUCCAGGACGGAGCCGGCUACUGGAGGACUUCCGCAACAACCGCUACCCAAACCUGCAGCUACGGGACCUGGCCAACCACAUCGUGGAGUUUUCCCAAGACCAGCACGGCUCCAGGUUCAUCCAGCAGAAGCUGGAGCGGGCAACGCCCUCGGAGAAGCAACUGGUCUUCUCGGAGAUCCUGGGGGCAGCGUACAACCUGAUGACGGACGUGUUCGGCAACUAUGUGAUCCAGAAGUUCUUUGAGUUUGGCAGCCCCGAGCAGAAGCAGGCCCUGGCCCUGAAGGUGAAGGGCCACGUGCUGCCCCUGGCCCUGCAGAUGUACGGCUGCCGGGUCAUCCAGAAGGCCCUAGAGUCCAUCUCCACCGACCAGCAGAAGGAGGUGGUGAAGGAGCUGGAUGGCCACGUGCUCAAGUGCGUCAAGGACCAGAACGGCAACCACGUGGUGCAGAAAUGCAUCGAGUGCGUGGACCCCACGGCCCUGCAGUUCGUCAUCAAUGCCUUCCAGGGACAGGUGUUUGGGCUGUCGACGCACCCGUACGGCUGCCGGGUGAUCCAGCGCAUCCUGGAGCACUGCACGGGCGACCAGACCUGCCCCGUGCUGGAGGAGCUGCACCAGCACACGGAGCAGCUGGUCCAGGACCAGUACGGCAACUACGUGGUGCAGCACGUGCUCGAGCACGGCCGCCCCGAGGACAAGAACAAGAUUGUCAACGUGGUGCGGGGCAAGGUGCUGCCCUUGUCCCAGCACAAGUUCGCCAGCAACGUGGUGGAAAAGUGUGUCACACAUGCCUCCCGUUCGGAGCGGGCUGUGCUCAUUGAGGAGGUCUGCUCUUUCCUGGAUGGGCCGCACAGUGCCUUAUACACAAUGAUGAAGGACCAGUACGCCAACUACGUGGUCCAGAAGAUGAUCGAGGUGGCCGAGCCGCCCCAGCGCAAGCUGCUGCUGCACAAGAUCCGUCCCCACGUGCCGUCGCUGCGCAAGUACACCUAUGGCAAGCACAUCCUGGCCAAGCUGGAGAAGUACCUGCUCAAGAGCGGCGACGGCGGCAUGGCGGGCCUCGGCCCGUCGGGGCCCUCGUCCAACGGGGCCCUCUGAGGGACGCCGCGAGGCCCUCCCCUGCCUCCCCCCACCUUUCCCGCCAUCUCGGCCCCUCCGCGCCCCUCCACCUGCCGCACAGUCCGCCACUUCGCCGCCUACCACUUUGCAGUCUGCCACCUUGCGGUUUGCCACUGCACGGUCUGCAGUUGUCGUCUGCUACUGUGGCGUCUGCUGUGUCUGCUAAUGCGGCGUCUGCUGUGCGCGGUCUGUGGAGGCGUUUCUAUCAUCCCCCUGUUCUCAAUUUCUUUUUCUCUUUUUAUUUUUUUUUAGUUUUUGUGUGUUUGGAGAGGGCCAGGGAGGGGGUGGGGGUUUCAUAGUGCCACCUCUGGCAGGACGGACCAGGUCAACCCUCCAGCGCCCUUUACUCUAAAUUAAGAUUAUUUUAUUUUAUGCGUGCAUGUAUUUUUUUACGGCGAGAAUGCUCUUUCCCCAUAUUUUUAGAGGACGCAGAGUGGGGGCGGGCGUCGUCCAACAUACACCGACUGUACAGAGGGCGGCCGGCCUUAAUUUCGGACGGGAGAGGGUCGGUCCACCCUUGGGGCUGGCUGGCUAAGUCGACAUCUUUCUGCACCCCGCAUUGGAGAGAUUUCUGCACCUUUUUUAGGGUACAACUUUAUUUUGAAUGUGAGGACUGCAUACAAAUGAUUUCUUUCCUCUCUUAGUUCACCAACGUCUCCGGCGUACCAGCUCUGCUACGCCAAACGGGCGGGUGAGGGGGUGGGAAAGUCUGUUACGGUAGUUGUAAAGCGACGGACGGUCCGAUUUCACGCCGGUUUCCGCGAGUCAAGCGCGAAUGCGGUGCGCCGUCCCGCUGGCAUGUAAUGCCUUAUGGGCACGGUGGCAACGUUGGCUAGGCGAUUCUCCGACUCCUUUCUAUCGUACGAUCGUGGCUGGCUUUUGCACGGAUUGUUCCCUUACACAGCUUGCGUAAAAUGUUACCUUUUUUUUUUUUUUUUUGUAUUGGUUUGCCGAUUUGUCGUUCCCUUAUGUGAAGCGAAACGAAAGGUGCACUAACAACCUCACUCUCAGUCAUCAUCUGGAAGCUGUUGUCUUUCCCUAUCCCACUUUUUUUUUUUUUUGCAUUCAUUGAUUGUGUUGAGGUUGUUCCAGAGUUGUAUGAAAUCCCCCAAAACUGCUAAAUGGAAUUUUUUUUUUUUUUUUUUGGAUUACAAGGCAGCGGUUUUGCUUCAUAAUCCAUCUACGCUCGUAUGUCUAUACCUUAUAUGUGUAACAUAUAUACAUAUAUAUAUAUUACUAGCAACGGCAGUUUGCGAGUACCGACCUUUGUAAAAUGUUUCGUGUUCCGUCAUCCGAUGGCACCGUUGUACAUGACUGUGCAGUAUGGGAGAGGGAGGGGGGGGGAUUAGUUUGUGAUUUGUGCAAAUAGGCAAAAUCCCGAAAGAUUUUUUUCCUUAAAAUUUGAUUGAUGUGGGUUUGAGCCCCCCAAUUUCGUCGCCGUUGCUACGAGUUCUCGAAUUGGAAUGCAGCAACAAAUCUUGUGUCGUAAUUUUUUUUUUUUUUACAAUCAUUGUUUUUUGUGACUGUUUUUAAGACUGUAAAAAGACUUGACGAAGCAUAUGCUUACUUUCGCACAUUCUGUACGUUGCCAUUCUGUACAUUGAUGUAAAUUAGAAGGGACUAACAACAAACAACAGAGCCGCUAUCCUUAAACCUGUCAUUGGCUGUUUUUGCCCUAACAUUUUUUUUAGUGGUGUUUUUUUUUUUUUGUGUGUGUGUGUGUGCGUGUUUCGUAGAGAGACUGUGUAGAGGGUUGUGUUAGUUCUGACUUUUUUUUUUUUUUUUUGGCGUGCGGUGCUGAAGUUGAACAUGCGAGAAUGCCACUCCUGCUUUUGAGUAGUGUAAAGAAAAAAAAAAAUUUUCUGGCUCGUAAAAGAUGUAUUGCCUUUCUUUUCGUGUAUGGUGUGACAAUUGUGUAACGAUCUCAAGUAUGAGAAUUUUAUUUAUGAACUUUUUUUUCUUCUAAAUAAAAAGAUGUAGCAUAUGUAAACAAUGUAUACUUUUUGCCUUCAAUGCCGUUUAAUACCUUACUAGUGCAGCUUAGCGUGUCAGUGUUUUACAUACAAACUAAAUAUCCCACUUUCUUUUAUCUCGGCACCUAUAAAUUAUGGUGGAGUAUAAAUUUUUCAGUGUGCGAGGUUUUUCACUUGGAUGCAGCCAUUCUCUUGAAGAAAAGCUGCAUCUUGCAAAAGGUUUAAUUGGCAUAAUUCUUCAGCUUUUCCGCUUCCUUCGCAUGCAAGUGUAUGGCAACCCCUCGAAUCAAUUAGAAAUUCGGAACCCUUUUCACACCACUGCGAGUUUAUUUCAAGCGUGUUGCAUUUAGGAUAAGAGCGUUCCAGACAACAAUGUAGCUGUGGUUUGUCGGAAUCAUUCAGUAGGAAGUUGAUCCCGACGAACAUUUUCAUUGCACCUGCCGUUGCACGUCAUAACUACGACCCAUCGUCGUGCGACAAUUGAGCGCUCAGCUGCGUUCGCAACCCCCGAUUAUGACAACUUUUGAGUGGCACGACUUUCCGACGCAUUUAUAUACAGCGUGGCCAUAACAAACCUGCUAACAAAACUUCAAGAAGAUGCUUUUCAUUUUUGUUUUAUUCGUCUGGAUUUGCCACACAUUUAGUGUGUUUCAGUCACUGGAUGCCUGCAUUACGUGUGUGGUGUCGCUUUUAUUUUUUUUUCGGAACAGCAGGCUUCAUGUUAGCAGUUUUUAUGUGUGUGUGUGUGUGUGUGUGGUGUGUGCAUGCCAGUUAUUUCACUUUGUUCAGUGAGGGGGGGUUGUAUUAGUGGUCAUUGCCUUUAUCUUGUCCUGGGUGUUUGGUGUGUCAUAGCUCUUGUAUAUCUUUUUUUUUUUUUGUAGUGUGUAGAUGAAACACCCAGUUAUUGUUUUCUUGUUGGUUUUCUUUCUUUUUUUUUUUUUCUUCUGGAUAGUUGUUGGCAUUUGGUAGUGGCAUACUUUUUGCUCUAGGUGUGCUCUUACCUCUUGUGAGUGUGGGUGUUUUCUAUGAGCACUUCUCUACCUAUAUAUAUAUUAUAUAUAUGUAUAAAUAUACAUACUCUAGCAUUAAAACGGCACAGUAAGGCUGAGGUUAGGGUUUCUCUUCCUCCUUUUUUUUCUUUUUCUCGUAAGUCCUACUUGGUAAUGAGUUAGUCAAGCUCGGUGUACUGUAAUUACUGUGUACAGUGUUUUUUUUUGUUUUUUUUUUGAGGUGGUAGAUGAGUAAAGAGGGGAAAGUUGCCUUUUCAAGACUGUUUGAAGCGUCCCUUCCCCCGGCUUCAUUUGCAAGAUACGACACACAAAGAAAGUAGCAUAGACGUCUUCACACCCCAGCGUUUUAGACGGUUUACGUGCUCACCACUCUUCACACCGUGUAUCAUAUAUACAUAUAUAAAUAUAUAAACAUACCGCAGGCAGCAACUGCAGCGAAAAAGAAAAAAAUGACAUCCCCCAGUAUUUCUUCUUUCCCUAACAUCCUUUUUUUUUUUUAGCAGAUUGUACAAAUGUAAAUUGUAUAAUUUUUAUCUCAAAGAUUUCGCACCACCGACAGAAGCACAAAACACGAUUUAGAGCCGAGGACGGAAACACUGAAGACGCGUACGCCCCGUUCGCACCAUGAAAUUGCACCACUUUUGUUUCACAUUUCCUCUAUUUUAAAGGGGAGAGGGGGCGGGGAGGGGGUGUUCUUUUGUGGCUUGUAAAGAAUGAGCGUGCCCCAGGCAGAGAUGACACCUUGACGAGCUUAACCUGUUGUACUAUAACGAUCCUAUUUAUGAAAUGACGAAGUACUCGGUGUAAAUGUGUGUAUAGAGCUUGCCUCAGUCGUCCCGGCCUGAGGCAUCUCGGAAUUAUCCUCCAAUUGGAUGGCUGCAGCCAUCUGAUUAGCUUUGCCCAGCCAACCUUUCUCUCCUUUAGCCUUAUCCUCAUUCUCAUCAGUCAGUUUUUUUUUUGUUUUUUUUUAUGCAGUUUAUUUUUAAAUUGGUGGUACAAAACUGUAGAUACGCGGGCUUUUGUGGGCAUUGGUCGUGCCGGUUUGUUUCUAGAUGUAAAUAAGGGGGACCCCGUAGAAACAACGUUUCCGUUGGAUUUGGGGCGAGCGGCGUCGGCGCGGAAUUCGAGCAUCCUCCUUGAGCAAUCGUCAGCCACCUAAUGGCGCCUCGCCGUUUUACCUAGUGUACAGAGAUACGGGGAGGGGCAGGGUUUUACAACGGGAGCUCUCACGAGCGACUCCACCACCUAAUUGAACCUACGAGAUGUAAGAUAGGAUUUGCGACAGGAGGGCAGACUUUGGCUUUUGUACUUGUAGUUUUUCGUUUAAAAAAAAAAGAAAAUGUGACUGAAAAGAAACCUUGGAUAUACCCAUUGUAUAUGGUCAUUGAAAUCACCUGUCCAUAGGAACGGUUUACCAUUUCACGGGCCCAGAGUUGUUGCCAGUUAAUUUGUCACAAGGAUGGUUUUUCUUUUCUCACACCUUGGAGAUUUUUUUUUGUUUACUCGGAAGUAUCGAGGAUUUAAGGAAGGGGAGGGAGGUUGUAUUGCUUGCUUUAUUUUUGUCUGUUUUACUAGCAUUUUCAACAAAGAAAAAAAAAAUCCCAUGUGUUUGAACAAAAAUUUUACUUGUGUGCAUAAUUCACCACCUUCCAUCGAGAUAUCGCCUCGGCUCUCCCAGCAUAACUGCACAUGUAGAAUUUUCACAUGCAGAAGUGAGAAAGAAGGAGGAAAAAUGGAAACAGUUGCGAAAAGUCGUAUGUAAAUUUAGACCUUUUGUUGUUUGCUAAACAAAUUCCUUUUUUUUUUUAUAUCGCAGCUGCAUUUUCACUGAACCCAAGUAGUGCCAACACUGAGGGCGCAAAUUCUCAAUGCUGAAUGCUGCAUUGCCGCAGACAGCGUAAAUAGUGGUGCAGGAUAAGCGGCGCAAUUCGUAUGUUCCUCGCUUUAAGUGCGCCCAGAUUGGCCGACAUUCAUCCAGACCAGUCUCGCGUUUGGCCUCGGACGUUGGAGCAUACAGCAUUGAGGUCUUGUUCUCGAGGAGACGUUGGCGGUGCCAGCAUCGUUUUUCCUGGAUUCUCCCGAAGAUACCGUGUCCCGAUGACUCGGCAGAAAGGGAGGGAAAACGACGGCUCUGCUGUCGUUCCUCUUCGGUUUUCUCCGAGCCGUCGGUAGCACCGCCGAGAGAAAAACUGUGCCUUGUGUCAUUUCACUGCUGGGACAGUCGUUGGAAGGCUAGAAAGCGGUUUGGUGGUUCUUCUCAUCGCUGUUUCUCCGUUUUUUUACCUCUUCUUUUUUUGUCAUCUGGGGCUUGCGUUGUAUAAUCCAUUUUUCGAAAGUCUGAUGUUAGUAUACUGUGUACAUUGUUGUACUAUACUGAACUUGUAAACGUUUGUGUUUGGAUACUGUAGAAAAAUAAAUGCCUUUGGAGUAAAAA
Ixodes scapularis (black-legged tick) is the source of this 9006-nucleotide messenger RNA. It is a transcript of the gene pum, whose product is annotated as pumilio homolog 2. The record is from RefSeq and is a predicted model, not a curated record. The transcript has 19 exons. The coding region runs from base 113 to 3568 and encodes 1151 amino acids. Gene Ontology annotation, cellular component: cytoplasm. Gene Ontology annotation, molecular function: mRNA 3'-UTR binding. NCBI's taxonomy places the organism in Eukaryota, Metazoa, Arthropoda, Arachnida, Ixodida, Ixodidae. Gene Ontology annotation, biological process: post-transcriptional regulation of gene expression.